CCACACACAAAAAAAAAAAAAAAAAAAAAAAGAAAAAAACACACACACAACAAAAGCUCUCUGUCCGCUGCCUUCUUCGUCCCUAGCUCUUCAUUUCCUCCUAAUGAAACCCUAAAUCCUCUUCGGAUUACAGAUCUUCUCUCUGUAGUCGUUUCAUUGCUUCUCUUCUUCGUUAGAUUUGAGCAAAAAUGGUGGUUCAGUCUUUACAUUGUGUAGAUAAUAGUGAAAAUAGUAGUCCAAAAGGGAAAGUAGAGGCUGCAGUAGUGUCUACACGAAGAAGAGUGAGUGCGAGAAUACAGUCAACAAAACUGAGAGCUGAGAAGGAGAAACUGGUGAGGAAAAGAGUGGAGUUGCUGGAUGAGAAUGAGGGUGGUGGUGAUGGUAAGAAGAGGACUAAUGUGUAUACUAGAAGAAGAGUAAAUGUUGAGAAUCUGACUGAGGAGGUUGUGCUUGAGAAGACAGUCAGUGAAGUGGUAAAGCCUGCUGGUGAAGCUGUGAAUUUGAAUAAUGGAGGGCAAAAUGGGGCUGUUGGUGGUAGUGAGGGUGUUACUGGUGGUGUCAGUUGUGUUACAGAGAAAAGUGCACAUGCUAGGGUUAAGGAGACUUUGAGGUUGUUUAACAAGCAUUAUCUCCAUUUUGUUCAGGAAGAGGAGACGAGGUGCCAAAAAGAAGAGGUUGAUAAAAAAAAGGCUUCCAAAAGUAAAAAAUCAAAGAAAGGAAAUGCAACUAAAGUAGAUGCUAAGAAAAAGGCCAAGCGUCCUGAUUUGAAGGCAAUAUCCAAGAUGCUCGAGACUAAUGCUAUAAUGUACCCUGAGAAAAAAAUUGGUGAUCUUGCAGGUAUCAAUGUUGGACAUCAGUUCUAUUCAAGGGCUGAAAUGGUUGCUGUUGGUUUCCAUAGCCAUUGGCUGAAUGGAAUUGAUUAUAUGGGCAUGUCAUACAGCAAGGAGUAUGCUGAUUAUACAUUUCCUCUCGCCAUAGCCAUUGUCUUGUCAGGAAUGUAUGAGGAUGAUUUGGAUAAUGCAGAGGAUGUUAUUUAUACCGGUCAAGGUGGGCAUGAUUUAACAGGAAAUAAACGCCAAAUACGUGACCAAGUUAUGGAGCGUGGUAAUUUAGCACUCAAGCAGCUUCAUGAGCGAAAAAUGGACCCUUUGCUGUGGCACAAGUUUUUCAAAGAGCUUACAUGGAAAAUUGGUUUUCACUUUAUGAAUUACAUAGCAAUGGGGUUUCAGAUAAACAAAGAUUUCAAAAUGGCAUCUUUAGUCAACCGACAAGAAAAGAAUUGUGUAGAGCAAGGUGUUCCUGUGCGAGUUAUUCGAGGCCAUGAAUCCGCCAGCAGCUACAGUGGAAAGGUUUACACAUAUGAUGGUUUGUACAAGGUAGUUCAAUAUUGGGCAGAGAAAGGAAUAUCUGGUUUUACUGUCUUUAAGUAUCGACUGAGACGGUUUGAAGGACAGCCAAUAUUGACCACUAACCAGGUCCAGUUUAUUUAUGGGCGGGUUCCCCAAUCAAUUUCAGAAAUUAGAGGGUUGGUUUGUGAGGAUAUUAGUGGCGGUCGGGAGGAUGUUCCUAUUCCGGCUACAAAUUUGGUUGAUGAUCCACCUGUACCACCAACAGGUUUUACUUACCGCAAGUCUCUUCAAGUUUCCAAGAGCAUUAAGCUCCCAACCAGUGCCGUUGGGUGUGAUUGUAAAGGAGGCUGCGUGGAUCCUCGGACAUGCGCUUGUGCUCAGCUUAAUGGCACUGAUUUUCCCUAUGUGCAUAGAGAUGGUGGCAGGCUGAUUGAAGCCAAGGCUAUUGUCUAUGAAUGUGGUCCAAAUUGUGGCUGUGGACCACAUUGUGUCAACCGGACAUCCCAGAGAGGAUUGAAAUAUCGUUUUGAGGUUUUUCGUUCUCCAAAGAAAGGCUGGGCGGUAAGAUCAUGGGACUUUAUACCUUCUGGGGCUCCAAUUUGCGAGUAUGUUGGAGUGCUUAUGAGAACAGAAGACUUAGACAGUGUUUUAGAUAAUAAUUAUAUUUUUGAGAUUGACUGCUUGCAGACCAUGAGUGGCCUUGGUGGAAGAGAGAGGCGACUUGGAGAUGUGUCUGUACCAACCAUUAACAACUCAAAUAGACCCGAAGAUCAGAAGUCUGAAAGUGUGCCAGAAUUCUGCAUUGAUGCAGGUUCCACUGGAAAUAUUGCCAGGUUCAUUAAUCACAGUUGUGAGCCUAAUCUGUUUGUUCAGUGUGUUUUGAGCUCACACCAUGAUCUGAAACUUGCUCGGGUAAUGCUAUUUGCUGCAGACAACAUACCCCCUUUGCAGGAGCUUACUUAUGACUAUGGCUAUGCACUUGAUAGCGUCACUGGCCCUGAUGGAAAAAUAAAACAGAUGGCAUGUUACUGCGGUGCAGCAGACUGCAGAAAGCGCUUGUUCUAGUGGUUGGUAAUCGAGAUCAGGUUCCUCUGUUUAUCCAAAAGUGGUUGCUCUUUUCGCUAAAUAUAUAGUGGUCAUUACUGCACUAGCAUAAAAUCAAGGUGAUUCUGGGUAUUUUGUCCUGUUGUAUAUCUCUUCUUCCUACAAGCAUCUGUCCUUGUAGCUUUCAAGUCCUUAUACUCCCAUUUUAGUGGGGUUCAUGCCAUUGAUUAGAUCCUUAAUCCUUGAAUGUUUUAGUCAAACUAUAUUAUAGCUUAGAGCAAUGAUGAAAAAAGAAAAAGUAAAUUGUUGUAUAAAAUUUUUUUGUGAAAAGAUAGAGGAUGACAUCGUCUACAACCCUAAUUUUAAUUUUGCAUUUGUUUCUGUAAGUUUUUACAUUUUUUACUGUACCAUGAAUGUCUUUAAAGUCUUUGUAAGAACUUUUCCUUAAGUUUAAUGUAUACUUUGCUUAUUGUUU
Jatropha curcas is the source of this 2868-nucleotide messenger RNA. RefSeq names its product histone-lysine N-methyltransferase, H3 lysine-9 specific SUVH4-like protein (gene SUVH4). Gene Ontology annotation, cellular component: nucleus. Gene Ontology annotation, molecular function: double-stranded DNA binding; protein binding; zinc ion binding. The record is from RefSeq and is a predicted model, not a curated record. NCBI's taxonomy places the organism in Eukaryota, Viridiplantae, Streptophyta, Magnoliopsida, Malpighiales, Euphorbiaceae.